This is a messenger RNA of Serendipita indica DSM 11827, 1743 nucleotides long. NCBI's taxonomy places the organism in Eukaryota, Fungi, Basidiomycota, Agaricomycetes, Sebacinales, Serendipitaceae. The record is from the annotation of a GenBank genome assembly.
AUGCCGCGUAGGCAACCCCCUUCCGAAAGUACCGCGUCGUCCGAAAUCUCUGAAGAAGACAGUGUCGAUAUUGAUCAAAUACCUGGUGCGGAUGAUCAAUUGGGCAUUACCGGUGAUACAGCAACCCAGAGUCCCAAUACGGACUGGACAGACCCCAAAGCUCUCAUUGUUUCCUACCCAAACCCACAAGAAGUUGAAUUCGCAAAAUAUCGUAUCAAAUAUCACGUUACCACCUGUGACGCACUCUACACGGAGCACGAUGACCUCAAGGCAAAGCUUACCGAGCUGAAAGAGCAAAUCGAAACGAACGAACGCGAAAUACUUCAUCUCAAAGCAUUCAUCGCACCGAUACGACGACUUCCACUUGAGCUCCUCUCUAUCAUUAUUCGCAUCCACGUGCGCGAUCAUCUUGAAUCGGUUUGGGGCCCAAUGAGGGUAUGCAGGGUAUGGAGGGCUGCUGCAAUACUUACAAAGGACGCCUGGAAUGCCAUUCUCCUCUGCCAUCCCGCAAAUUAUCAUGUGAAGCUCGCGCAACGUACGCAAGGAAGGUUCGAAAUCUACGAAGUAUGCCAUACAGAAAUACGUCUCGAGCGUGCGUUGGCCAGAGCGGGCCGUGCCCCUCUCGAUAUCUUGGUCGACGCGGAGCUGACAUAUGAGCGCGCCUUCGCCGUGGGUCUUUUGAAGCGUAUAGAGACGCUAGUUUCUACACCUCGACUGCGCUCACUGAGCCUGAAUAUUCCUCAAUCCAAUCUAGUUCUUCCAGCAGACUUUCUCGCAUCCUGGGAUUUUUCUUCAUUGGAGAAGUUGUCUACUACAAUAGAGGAUCUGCUCAAAAAGGCUUUAAAUACCUCUUCUAGGCUGGUCGAAUUGGGGGCUCAUACUACGGCCCUUCCAAUGGCAACGAAGACGAAAUACAUCCAACACAUUCGAGAGCUUACUCUUUCUGGGACGGCAUCACCAGACCAUUCUCAGCAGCUUUCUGGCCUCCGGGGCCUUUACUAUCUGAAUUUCGACGCAUCUCUUCCAGAAAAUCAUCCCUUCCCAACUAUCUGCCUGCCUCAGAUCCGCGGUCUCAAGCUCUCUCUUCCAAAAUUGCUAUGGCCCAUUGACUGUCCAAAUAUUACUCACCUUCAGAUAACUCAGCGUCAUCGUCAUCCAGAUCCUCCUCCGAACAGGAUCAGUCUCUGUCACCUGGUCGAAUUUGUGGCGAGUUCCUCGGCCUUCACAAUGAAAUACGACUUCCUCGUUCAUUUUGAGGCCCCAAAGCUUCGCCUUCUAGAUCUCACCGACACGGAAAGUCCGCAAUGGAUGACCUCCCGCACAAUGGGAAAUAUCUGGCCGGCAGAAAGGAGUGGUGGAUCGCCACACAGUCUCAACCCGUCUGUUCUCAAAUUACGGGAUGUCAGCGUUAGCACCAAGGUGCUUGUUCGAGCUAUCUCCGGUCUAACUCGAUGUGUCGAACUGCACCUCAUCGAAAUCCUCAACACCUCCGACUUUUUCGAGCUGAUGUGCCAACUCGGGCGAAAGACUGGCAAGAAACGAAAUGCUUUCGUCCUGUUGCCGACACUUCAGGUUCUGAUCAUUGAGGUAAGAUCUUCCAGGAGGAAGGGUUUUGUCGAGAAGGACUUCCUUGAUGCCGCCUCUGCCUUUGUAGGUAGGAGAAGGGCGCUCAAGAAGCCACUCGACCGAUUGGCAGUCAAACGCCUAGAUGGGAAAGGCUGGCAUGAGCUUGUGAAGAAUUGA